Lemur catta (Ring-tailed lemur) is the source of this 1283-nucleotide messenger RNA. It is a transcript of the gene FAM199X, whose product is annotated as family with sequence similarity 199, X-linked. The record is from RefSeq and is a predicted model, not a curated record. NCBI's taxonomy places the organism in Eukaryota, Metazoa, Chordata, Mammalia, Primates, Lemuridae.
GUGGGGGCAGGGGCGGGCGCGGGAGCAGCCCGGGGCCCGAGAGGGAGCUCGAGCCAGGCCAUCUCCAACCAUGUCCGACGAGACGUCGGCCACCACUUCGUACGAGAAGUUUCUAACCCCCGAGGAACCCUUCCCGCUCCUGGGACCCCCUCGCGGAGUGGGCACGUGCCCAAGCGAGGAGCCGGGCUGCCUGGACAUCAGCGACUUCGGCUGCCAGCUGUCCUCCUGCCAUCGCACCGACCCACUCCACCGCUUCCACACCAACAGGUGGAACCUAACUUCUUGUGGAACAAGUGUUGCCAGCUCAGAAUGCAGUGAGGAGCUGUUUUCAUCCGUUUCUGUUGGAGAUCAAGAUGAUUGCUAUUCUCUGUUAGAUGAUCAAGACUUCACUUCUUUUGACUUAUUCCCUGAGGGGAGUGUCUGCAGUGAUGUCUCUUCUUCUAUUAGUACUUACUGGGAUUGGUCAGAUAGCGAGUUUGAAUGGCAGUUACCAGGCAGUGACAUUGCCAGUGGAAGUGAUGUACUUUCUGAUGUCAUACCCAGUAUUCCAAGUUCACCUUGCCUGCUUCCUAAAAAGAAAAACAAGCACCGGAAUUUAGAUGAGCUUCCUUGGAGUGCAAUGACAAAUGAUGAGCAGGUGGAAUAUAUUGAGUAUCUGAGUCGGAAAGUCAGUACUGAGAUGGGUCUUCGGGAGCAACUUGAUAUUAUUAAGAUCAUUGAUCCUUCUGCUCAAAUCUCCCCUACAGACAGUGAGUUUAUUAUUGAACUUAACUGUCUCACAGAUGAAAAACUGAAGCAGGUCAGAAACUAUAUCAAGGAGCACAGCCUUCGCCAACGGCCUGCAAGAGAGGCCUGGAAGAGAAGCAACUUUAGUUGUGCAAGCACCAGUGGAGUGAGCGGUGCCAGCGCCAGCAGCAGCAGCGCCAGCAUGGUCAGUUCUGCAAGCAGCAGUGGGUCCAGUGUUGGAAACUCUGCUUCAAACUCCAGUGCCAACAUGAGUCGAGCACACAGUGACAGCAACCUGUCUGCAAGUGCAGCAGAGCGGAUUCGGGAUUCAAAAAAGCGAUCCAAGCAGCGGAAGUUACAGCAGAAGGCCUUCCGCAAGAGGCAGCUGAAAGAGCAGAGGCAGGCUCGGAAGGAGAGACUCAGCGGGCUCUUCCUUAACGAAGAGGUGCUGUCCUUGAAAGUCACUGAGGAAGACCAUGAAGCAGAUGUUGAUGUUUUGAUGUAAUAAGGGUGAAUUUGUCAGCAUUCUUUCUAAGCAUUAAAGUAUUCUAUCCUUA